AUGUCGAGCGUCGCCAAGGUCGUCCGAAGCGCCCGCGGGCUUCUUCUGCGCGGUUCCUUCAGACAGGCGGCGACGCAGCUCAGGGCGGACAUCUCGACGGGACCCCAGCAGCAGCACGGCAACUUUCUAAAGUUCCGCACCUAUGACAUCAAACCGGACCACCUGAGCGCCUUCUUGAAGCUGACAGAUGACAACAUCCAGCUGCGGACCGCACAUUCCGAGCUUGUGGGCUACUGGACGGUGGAGCACGGCGGUCUCAACCAGGUCUUUCACAUCUGGAAGUACGACAGCUAUGCCCAGAGGACAGCGGUACGCGCAGCCCUCGCCAAGGACCACGACUGGAUGUCCAAGUACAUUUCAAAGAUGAUGCCCAUGCUGAAUUCUCAAGAUAGUGAGGUCAACUACUUGGUGCCAUGGUGUAAGCUGGGUAAACCCCCCAAACAAGGCGUCUAUGAAUUGGUGUCCUUCCAGAUGAAACCUGGGGGUCCUGCUGUCUGGGGUCCUGCAUUCCAAGCUGCUAUUAACACUCACGACAGUCCUGGCUACGCUCAACUCAUUGGGGUCUUUCACAGUGAAUUUGGAGAUUUAAACAAAGGUAAAGUCCGAGUUUAUCUGCAGACCCUCUACUUUGUCACACGUCCUACUGCCCAUGGUGGGUCACAUUGAGGUGCCCUCAAACAC
This is a messenger RNA of Erpetoichthys calabaricus (reedfish), 681 nucleotides long. It is a transcript of the gene nipsnap3a, whose product is annotated as nipsnap homolog 3A (C. elegans). The record is from RefSeq and is a predicted model, not a curated record. Gene Ontology annotation, cellular component: mitochondrion. NCBI's taxonomy places the organism in Eukaryota, Metazoa, Chordata, Cladistia, Polypteriformes, Polypteridae.